GGUGCGCUAUAGAUGUUCUUUUCGAUCCUGGUCAACUAGAACCAGCAGAAACAACCCUUAGCCAUGGGGAAGAUAAUGAAGUCUUGUAAGGUGGUGCUGGUGCUGAACGGGCGCUACGCCGGACGCAAGGCCGUCAUCGUGAAGAACUACGACGAGGGAAGCUCGGACAAGGGCUACGGUCACGCCCUCAUCGCCGGCAUCGACAGGUACCCGCGUAAGGUCACCAAGUCUAUGAGCAAGAAGAAGGUCGCCGUGCGGUCGAAGGUGAAGCCGUUCAUCAAGGUCCUCAACUACAACCACAUGAUGCCGACGCGCUACUCCGUCGAUCUCGCCUUCGACAAGCAGACAGUGAACAAGGACGUGUUCCGCGACCCGGCGUUGAAGAGAAAGGCGCGCGGAGAGGUCAAGGCCAAGUUCACGGAACGCUACAAGUCUGGAAAGAACAAGUGGUUCUUCCAGAAGCUACGAUUCUAAGUUUUCGUGCUCUCCGUGUGUGUGUUCCGCUCGCGUCUGUUGUAAAGUAAUAAAAAAAAAUAUUCGUCAUCUCAAAUUA
Molecule: messenger RNA, 553 nt
Organism: Priapulus caudatus
Lineage: Eukaryota; Metazoa; Priapulida; Priapulimorpha; Priapulimorphida; Priapulidae
Product: 60S ribosomal protein L27-like
Exons: 3
Coding region: 64-474 (136 amino acids)
Biological process (GO): translation
Cellular component (GO): cytosolic large ribosomal subunit; ribosome
Molecular function (GO): structural constituent of ribosome
Source: RefSeq, a predicted model, not a curated record